This is a messenger RNA of Chaetomium fimeti, 2816 nucleotides long. Its product is annotated as exonuclease V. Gene Ontology annotation, biological process: interstrand cross-link repair. The record is from RefSeq and is a predicted model, not a curated record. Gene Ontology annotation, cellular component: nucleus; mitochondrion. NCBI's taxonomy places the organism in Eukaryota, Fungi, Ascomycota, Sordariomycetes, Sordariales, Chaetomiaceae. Gene Ontology annotation, molecular function: single-stranded DNA 5'-3' DNA exonuclease activity. The transcript is spliced from 2 exons. Bases 240 to 2567 code for a protein of 775 amino acids.
GUGAGUUGAAAGCUUGGCGUUUUUGAAACGUCGCCUUCCCCCACGUGAGCACGCGCGCGGGCGGGCUGCUGGAGUGGUGGGCCUCGCUCACUUUGGACAAAUGAGGGGCAACCUGAUCCGAGGCGACCUGAGGCAAGGCUCCCUCUGCCGGGCCUCGUCUUGCAGCUUGCAACAUUUUGCAUCUCGAUUGCGUCUGCACAUAACAAUUCGGCUUGCAAUUAUGGAUUAAAUUUGCUAGAAUGGCUGGCUUUGCGUCGGACAGCGGGAGCGAGUAUGGCUACGAUUUGACGAUGUCAGAUGAGGAGCAGGUUUGGGCGGUUAUUGACGAAAUCGCCCCAGUGUCGCCACAAAAUCGGCCCGUCGCCCCAGCAGCCCCCGACAUCCCAGCUCCCCGAACAAACACUUCGACUUUUGCAAGAAACACAAUCGCACCGACCCCGUUCGACCCCGACAUAAACUCCGACAUCGAGGCCGAAGCCAGUCUUGUUGAGGAGGUCGUUGCUGCUAUCACCGAGGACGAUCUGAGCUUGGAUUUUACGGAGCUCCAGGAAGACGACAACGAUGCCUAUGGGCGGGGCCAGGGCACUGUGUAUCGGCAGCAUUCCGCCUCACGCAACGGUACGCCGGAGAGUUGUCAUAGAAGGCUGGCGCCUUCACUUGUAGGGGAUGAUGGCGGGCUUGCCUCAUUCGUCUCUACGACGAAGCCUAGGCCUAUGCCUACGCUGCUUCCAGGCCCGGACGUUAGCUGCCCGGACUUGAGUCGUGCGCUAUCCGAUGCCCAAGAGGUCGCGCGCCCGGAAAACCCCAGACCUAACGGCGCGACGGGCCAAGACAAGCGGUCACCCCUGUUGCGUUUUCGCACGUUCCCCAUGAAGCCCUUCUCCGUGUCGGACCUGACGGCCGGGUCGUGGUGCGAGCUUCAAUAUUUUUACACCCUGACCCGGCUUCCGGGCGGCAAAAGGACACGGACGGCGGCGAUGAAACGCGGCACCAAAAUCCACGAGAAGCUAGAGCGCGAGGUCUUCAAGCCCGUCGAGGUGGUCAUCGCCAAGAAAGAAGACAACUUCGGCCUGAAGAUUUGGAACAUGAUCCAGGGUCUGCGCGUACUGCGAGACCAAGGUUUCACUCGCGAGUUCGAGGUCUGGGGUAUGGUUGAGGGCAAUUUGGUUUGUGGUGUCAUCGACGGAUUGAGUUCUGAAAAUCCCGAUGCGGAGCUGCAGGAGGAUGUCUUGAGCACCCGUGGGAGCAGUCAAGGCAUCACAAACUCGCAGCCGUACGAGCUGAGCACUCCGAGUGAUUAUGAAAUCUUCAUUACCGAUGUCAAGACCCGGAACAGCGCCUCUCCACCGCCGCAAGCACAGGUCCGGGUCUCGCUCAUCCAGCUCUUUCUCUACCACCGGUUCCUGUCCGAUAUGGCGUCCGACAGGCUGGAUUACAUGCGCGUGUUUGAGCGCUACGGCCUCAACCCCGACGAGCCCUUCUCAGACGCCUUCCUAGCACAGAUCGGCGCGGUCCACGACGAAGUUUUCACCGAAGCCGACGCCGAGACCGAAUCCACGCUCAGCAACAACGAACCCACCGAUGUCGACUCCAACGCGGAUUUUGUUUCGGCCCCUUCCAGCCCUUCACAACUCUCCUUCGCUAGCUCCUCGGAACCAACGCUGAAAUACCGCACCCUCCGCACCCUCGUCCCCCUCCUCAAGUUCGAAUUGGCACUCACCUUCCCCCGCGGCGCGUCAGACCUCGGCAAGAUAGUAGCAGUCGAGUACCGCUACCGCGGGCGGGAUCCCCCACCCCCGGACCCCACCACCCCCCUCCCCACAACAGCCACCGACUCGGCCACCAACCCGAACGGCCUCGCCCCCGACGAAACGGACCCCCUCCCCCUCCCGGCGGCGGCAGCCGGUCCGAGCCGCCGGCGGCAGCGCCCCGACCCGGGCCCCGAAAACAAAACCGAGCCCGAGCCCGGCUCCGUCAUCUGCACGCACACCUUCUUCGUCGAGCCCGAGACGCUCGACCUGUACCUGGCCGAGACGAUGCGCUGGUGGAAGGGCGAGCGCGCGCCGCGCGGCGUGGCCCUCGACGAGGCCGGCUUCAAGUGCCGCUCGUGCGACUUCCGCGACGCGUGCGAGUGGCGCGCCCACCUCGACCGCGAGGCCCUGCGCCGCGCUAGGAAGAGGAAGAGCGAGCGCGAGGAGGCCGCGGCGGCUGGGUUGGUCGCGGUGGCUGAAAAAGUUGGGGUGGGUGUGGGUGGGGGGGAUAUUGAGGAUGGUGGUGGUGGUGGUGGUGGUGGUGGUGGUGGGCCGUCGAGGGGGGAGGGGAGUAGACGGAGGGGGAGGCCGAGGAAGGGUGAGAGGGAGAGGGAGAUGGAGAGGCAGAGGGAGAUGGAGAGGGAAAGGGAAAGUGAGAGCGAGGCGGCGGCGGCGGCAGCGGAGGCGGAGGCGGAAGUGCAGGUAGAGGUGGAGGAUAGGGAGGGGGUUAAGAGGGGGAAGGGGAACGGGAAGGGGAAAGGGAAGGGGAGAGGGAGGCCGAAGAGGUCUAGCGAAAUUGGGGGUGUAUAUGUCUAAGGGAGUGAAGCGGCAACAGCUCAAAUUUGAUGACAUCUCAGGUUCAUUCUUGCUAAUGCAAGGUGCCGGGAUGUUGACGGGGGAGAUGAUUGUCAUGCUCUAUGUGCAUGGUUAAAUAUCAGCCAGAUACUACAGGUUAUGGAUCGAACUGAACACAGGCGAGGCUUGCCCAUUUAUGGAGCAUGCCAACAACACUGGGCGAGAUCAUCAUCAAACACAAACACUUGUCUCAUCACGGUUUUAAAUGCA